This is a messenger RNA of Lathyrus oleraceus (garden pea), 1755 nucleotides long. RefSeq lists its product as uncharacterized. The coding region runs from base 379 to 1449 and encodes 356 amino acids. The transcript has a single exon. Gene Ontology annotation, biological process: transmembrane transport. NCBI's taxonomy places the organism in Eukaryota, Viridiplantae, Streptophyta, Magnoliopsida, Fabales, Fabaceae. The record is from RefSeq and is a predicted model, not a curated record.
UUGUCCCAUUCCAUCCAUUUCUCUUCCAUUUCACACAGCUUAUAUUUUUUGUACUCUCAUUCUUUUUCUCUCUGAACCUUCAUUCAUCUCUAUCCAUUCUUCACACAACACCAUCAAAAAGAUGAACAACUAAAAAAAAACUUUAUUCUUCAAUUUUUGCUUUUAUUUCUCACCUCUUUCUCUACCUGAAGUUCCUCUCAAACAAACAAUUUUUUUUUCAUUUAUUAGAACAAAGGAAAAGACAAAAGAUACCCACCUUAAGUGGACCCUUCAACUUAUCAACUCGAUUGCGAUUCAUUAAACGCUGUCGUUUAGCAAAAAGGGUUUUCCUUUCAUAAUUUCUUCCUCUUUUUCAUCUUUCUCACCAAACUGGCGAAAAUGAGUUUAACAACAGUAGAAGACGAUUCAUCUUCCGAAAUCCAUUUACCAGCAGAAAUUGACUGGCACAUGCUAGACAAAUCGAAGUUUUUCUUCCUCGGCGCCGCCUUAUUCUCCGGCGUCUCCGCCGCACUUUAUCCGAUGGUGGUUUUAAAAACUCGGCAACAGGUUUCUUCUUCACACUACUCUUGUAUCAACAUGUCAUGUGCUAUUAUGCGGUACGAAGGUUUUAGAGGCUUUUAUAAAGGUUUUGGUACUUCUUUGAUGGGGACUAUCCCUGCUAGAGCACUUUACAUGACAGCACUUGAGGUUACCAAGAGUAGCGUUGGUACUGCUUUUGUUGAUUUGGGUUUUUCUGAUAAUACUGCUACUGCUGUUGCUAGUGCUGCAGCUGGUGUUACUUCAGCUAUGUCUGCUCAGUUGGUUUGGACUCCGAUUGAUGUUGUUAGUCAGAGACUCAUGGUUCAAGGUUGUAGUAGUGGUGGUGGCGGUGGUGGUCGUGGUGGAGGAAAGAGUAUAUUGGCGAAUCUGAAUUCGGAGAAUUAUAGAAAUGGUUUAGAUGUGUUUAGAAAAAUUCUUUAUAAUGAUGGGCCAAGAGGAUUCUAUAGAGGAUUUGGGAUUUCGAUAUUGACAUAUGCGCCAUCGAAUGCUGUUUGGUGGACUUCUUAUUCUAUGGUUCAUAGGUUUAUUUGGGGUAAUUUUGGUUCAUGUUUGUGUAAGAGUGGUAGUAAUUUGGGUGGUGGUGAUGGGUGUGUUGGUUAUAGACCUGAUUCUAAGGUUAUGGUUGGUGUACAAGGUUUGAGUGCUGUUGUGGCUAGUGGUGUUUCUGCUAUUGUGACAAUGCCGUUUGAUACUAUUAAGACUAGGUUGCAGGUUUUGGAUACGGAGGAGAAUGGGAGAAGGCGGCCGUUAACUUUUGCGCAAACGGUUAGGAAUUUGGUGAAUGAAGGUGGUUUGUUUGCUUGUUACAAAGGAUUGGGACCGAGGUGGGUGUCGAUGUCUAUGUCGGCUACGACUAUGAUUACUACUUAUGAGUUCUUGAAACGCAUGUCAACAAAGAGGCAAGAUUAGUUCAAUUUAGUUUCAUCAGCAAAAGAUAUGUUCAUAGGUUGAUGAUUUUAAAUUACGGUUUCAGUAGUUGUUGUUUGUCAAUCUUGCGGAGAUCUCAAAAUCCUUUAUAUUGCGGUCAUAAGUGUGGUUGUUGAACACAAAUUAGAAUUAUGCAUAGGAUUAUAAGAAUUAGGAUUAGGGUUAGGAUUGUUUUUUUUUUCUUUCUAAGUUUUAGUUUGUUAGGUUCUAUGUUCAUAUGAUGAAUGAGCUUGUAAAUACAACUCUUUUGCUUUUCUAAUCUAGAGUUACCAUAGGAGUUUCAUAUAA